Molecule: messenger RNA, 1709 nt
Organism: Mercurialis annua (annual mercury)
Lineage: Eukaryota; Viridiplantae; Streptophyta; Magnoliopsida; Malpighiales; Euphorbiaceae
Exons: 12
Coding region: 189-1430 (413 amino acids)
Source: RefSeq, a predicted model, not a curated record
AGUGCAUGGACUCAAUCCCAACAAAUAAAAAUAUAGGGAUUCAAAUUCAAAAAUAUGAAAAUGCAGGGACUUAGAAAUGGAUUAUGCCCUUUCUUUCACUUCUCCUUGUUUGAUCCAAAAUGCUUAAAUUGGAACACUAUACAGCAGAAGUCUCUUGAGCUGUAUCAAACUAUCAAUCAAAUUCUGAUAUGGAGGAAAUGCGAGAAAUCAUAGAAGAGACGUUGAAGUUCACAUUAAAUUCUCAAAUUAAUCAAACCCUAGAAUUUGAUCUAUGUCUUUCAACUGAAUUCUGCUCUAAUCUUCUCAGAGACGAUCCAAACGACUCCGUUUCGCUCCCUCCUACUGGAUUCUGUGAUAUAUCGCAAUCAGAUAUUGCUGCAGGUUCGUUUGAAGGAGUACGCGAAUAUCCGUUGUUCAAAUGUGUAGCUUCUGCACUGUACCAAUCUAUCAUUUCGGGGUCGUUUUGUAAGACAUACAAUAAGAUAGAUUUCGUUAGUGAAGAUAUCUCUUUAAAGCAGAAAGAAGAGCAAUGGAGUAAGUCAAUUCUUGAAAAAGGAACUGAGCUUAUAAAUGUGUUGAACAGUAUAUUUUGUGAACUUCAUGUUCAGGAACCUUACUUCUCAUUAUUGAAAGAUGGCAUUAAAACAAUUGAAGGAAGGUGUGCUGGCGGAAAUUAUAGUAGAAUUGAGCCAGGAGCUUUGAUUCUUAUAAACAAAAGCGUAGUGCUCAAAGUUAAGGAGGUCCACCAAUAUCCCUCAUUUUUGGAGAUGUUGAAAGCAGAAAGUCUUUCAGAAGUCCUUCCUGGUGUUAAAACUAUUGAAGAAGGUGUGAAAAUUUAUUGGAAGUUUUACUCUGAAGAGAAGGAAAUGUCAAAUGGUGUUCUCGCAAUCUGUGUAUCAAAAGUACCUUCUCAGCCUUACCUGUUUUUGGCAAGCAUAUUGUCUGAAUUGGGUUACACUGGCAUCCAAAGUCUUUUAGGCAUUGCACAUACUGUUGGAACAGCUUCUAAUGCCCUUCCUCCAUCAAAAUCAACUCUUAUUUCAUCCUUCACUUUGCCGUAUAGGCCAAAUAGGACGCAUUCUUUUGGAGGCGUUUCUGAUCCGAGGCCAGGUAUCACCAAAGUGAACCACCUCCUUCCUUCCUACAUUGCUGUUGAAUUCGACAUACAAGUCAACGGUAGUACCUUGACGCAGGGAGCCCGAGCCUUGGCUAAGCAUUCUGAAAGGAGCAGCAGCAAAUAUUGGGGCGUUGUAGAUGGAAAUGAUUCUACAAAAAAUAUGCUUGCACUGAAUGUCAUCAAUGGCUUAAUAGCUUCGUGUUGCUGGUCAAAUGUGCAUAUUGCUCCACAACAUGGGACUGUCUUUGAGAUAAGGGUGGCUGAUGGUUAUGGGGCUCGGUGGUCUCAAGAUGGAAUUCAUUGGAUUUCUUGAGCCGUACAUGGAAGAUGGCUUUGCAAAGGGGUAUAAGCAUUAAUUGAUUGGGGUGGCAUUCUCUUUGGCUUUCUAAACGGUGUAUGUUUCUCAAGAAUUAAACCUUUCUGCUUCUCUUCUACUCCUUUGUCAACCCUUAGUUAAAUACGGGGGUCUUUCGCAGAGCUUAACCAUCAUCUUCUACUACCAUGUAAGACUAUGAAUUCUUAGUUUUGGUUCAAAAACUAAAUAUGUAAUACACUUUGGUUAUCCAUAAAUGAGUUCGUAUUUCACUGUCAA